GGCUGAAGCUAGCUAAUUAGUAGUAUAUGUAAGUAUCCACCAUAGCUACUUAGCUAGGAACUCUACAACUGCUAGGUUAAAGCGAUGGAUUCUCAACAGGACCUGAAUCAGCCAGUCUUGAUCAACUCCAUGCAUGACCAUCAGCCACUAACACCUGAAUCCAUUCACUGUGCCGUCCAUGGGGUCGACUCGAGUCUCGAGCGAGUUUUAUCGGACAACGAGCUUUCAUUUUGCAAGCGUCUAGGAUUGGCUUCAUGGAUUGAACUCAGACUCCUCUUUCGCUUGGCUGGACCUGCUGUUUUUGUUUAUAUGAUCAACAAUACCAUGUCUUUAUCCACUCGUGUCUUUUGUGGUCAUCUAGGCAACCUUGAGCUUGCAGCCGCCUCUCUCGGCAAUAGCGGCAUUCAACUCCUCGCUUAUGGCCUUAUGCUAGGAAUGGGAAGUGCAGUCGAGACACUUUGCGGACAAGCUUACGGGGCUCACAGGUUCUCAAUGCUAGGGGUUUAUCUUCAAAGAUCAACCGUUGUCCUUACUCUAACAGGGAUCCCAUUAAUACUAGCCUAUGUGUUCUCGAAGCCAAUCAUGAUCUUACUCGGCGAAUCCAAAGAGGUAGCAUCCGCAGCUGCCAUUUUUGUCUACGGCCUGAUCCCACAAAUCUUCGCUUACGCCGUCAACUUCCCGAUCCAAAAGUUUCUCCAAUCCCAAAGCAUCGUGAACCCGAGUGCAUACAUCUCGGCCGCCACGCUCGUGGCGCACAUAUUGUUAAGUUGGCUGGCGGUUUAUAAGCUUGGUCUGGGGUUGAUUGGCGCAUCUCUGGUGCUGAGCCUGUCAUGGUGGAUCAUAGUGGUGGCACAGGUGGUCUAUAUCUUGAUGAGUGAAAAGUGUAGGCUUACAUGGGUUGGCCUGAGCUUACAGGCCUUUUCUGGUCUAUGGGAUUUUCUGAAAUUCUCGAUCGGUUCGGCCGUGAUGCUGUGCUUGGAGAUUUGGUACAUGCAGAUACUGGUGUUGGUUGCUGGUUUGCUGGAGAAGCCUGAGCUUGCAUUGGACUCUCUUUCUAUAUGCAUGUCAAUAUCCACCUUGAUGCUCAUGGUUUCAGUUGGGUUCAAUGCAGCUGCAAGUGUUAGGGUGAGCAAUGAGCUGGGCGCCGGCCACCCCAAGUCGGCAGCAUUCACAGUUACCGUCGUGACUUUGGUUUCCUUAAGCAUUGCUGUCGUAGAAGCCGUCGUCGUUUUAGCUCUACGCCAUGUGAUUAGCUUUGCAUUUACGGAAGGUGAGACCGUGGCCGAGGCAGUGUCGGACCUAUGCCCAUUCUUGGCCGUCACUCUUGUUCUUAAUGGGGUUCAACCUGUCUUGUCCGGGGUGGCUGUUGGGUGUGGAUGGCAAACAUUUGUUGCAUAUGUAAACGUGGGAUGCUACUACGUUGUAGGGAUCCCUCUGGGGUGCGUUCUAGGCUUUAAGUACAAUCUUGGGGCAAAGGGAAUAUGGUCUGGGAUGAUUGGAGGAACAUUGAUGCAGACCCUCAUUUUAUUGUGGGUGACAUUUACUACAGAUUGGAACAAAGAGGUGGAACAACCAAGAAGCGGUUGGACAAAUGGGAAGAUAAGGAGCCUCUUCUAAAGAAGUAAAGAUUAUUAAGCUUUACCUGCAUAUGCAUCACAAAGUUGAAGAAAUGAAUCAGGACUCGAUUAACCCACCACAAAUAAGUCAAAAUGCCAAUGCCAUGGCAUUUUGCUCAUACUACCAUCAAAUGGUUUGCUUAUUGUAGCUUUCGGGCUUAUAAGCCUCGAAAUACGGUUGGCUUGAACUCACAGCUGAGAGUUUACAGUUCUCUAGAGUUUGAUUGAUUAUAUAAAACAUAAACUAAGUUCCCCA
This is a messenger RNA of Hibiscus syriacus, 1872 nucleotides long. RefSeq names its product protein DETOXIFICATION 40-like. Lineage: Eukaryota; Viridiplantae; Streptophyta; Magnoliopsida; Malvales; Malvaceae. The record is from RefSeq and is a predicted model, not a curated record. Gene Ontology annotation, biological process: xenobiotic detoxification by transmembrane export across the plasma membrane. Gene Ontology annotation, cellular component: membrane. Bases 85 to 1617 code for a protein of 510 amino acids. Gene Ontology annotation, molecular function: xenobiotic transmembrane transporter activity; antiporter activity. The transcript is spliced from 7 exons.